Molecule: messenger RNA, 2999 nt
Organism: Dinoponera quadriceps
Lineage: Eukaryota; Metazoa; Arthropoda; Insecta; Hymenoptera; Formicidae
Gene: Septin4
Product: septin-2
Exons: 9
Coding region: 625-1800 (391 amino acids)
Biological process (GO): regulation of exocytosis; cytoskeleton-dependent cytokinesis
Cellular component (GO): septin ring; septin complex; cell division site
Molecular function (GO): GTPase activity; molecular adaptor activity; GTP binding
Source: RefSeq, a predicted model, not a curated record
CUCGAGUUAUUAAAAUUAUCUCACGGUAUACGCGUAAAACCGCUGCCGCAAGAUGAAGCGAUUACAUUAAAAAACAUCAUCCAAGCUGCUACCAAACGAACAGCCGCUGAACGACGUUAACGCGGCUCAGUUAACGUUUUUAUGUCCUCCGAAGAGGAAUAAAGAAAAAAAAAAAGAGAGCCUUUUCCCCGCCCUUCUUCCCGCUGAUUCGACCGGUGUGUGUGCGCUGUGACGUCAAGAGGCGUCACCGGUGAUAAUUCCUUUUUUUCCCCGGCAGUGCACGCGAUCUAAUCAAUCGGUGCAACGUCGCGCCUGGCAAACGACCGUCGGUGUCGAGCAAUCAUUUCCGUUCUUCCGCCUGUAACCGUUAGAGACCGGCUGAUAACGUUGCUAUUUAUUCCGCCAUGCGCGCCGGUCUACCGCCCGGCUCGCGUUUAACCUCUUCAGCCUCGAGCGCACCGUAGAAGCGCGAACUAUUGAUCGGCCGGUCGACAGUGCGCCAGCGCAAGUCGACCGGACGAAGAGAGGCAUUCACAAGCGAGCCGCCCUCGGUCGUGGUGUUUGGUCGACGUCUGUGCUUGCUGUUAUGCCCGUCACACCGAAGCGUCCUUAGAUGCUGCCAUCAUGUCCGGUGACAGGGAUUAUAUCGGAUUUGCGACGCUGCCGGAGCAAGUGCACAGAAAAUCGGUGAAGAGGGGCUUCGAGUUCACCCUGAUGGUGUUGGGUGAAACCGGUCUCGGAAAGUCGACACUUAUUAACAGCCUCUUCCUCGGAGACCUAUACAAGGACCGGCGAAUUCCGGAUGUGGCGGAGCGCGUGGCUAAGACCACUUCUAUUGAGAAGAAGACAAUGGAUAUAGAGGAGCGCGGCGUGCGGCUCCGUUUGACGAUUGUAGACACGCCAGGAUUCGGCGAUGCGGUAAACUGUGAGGACACGUGGAAAGCGUGUUCGGCUUACAUCGACGAGCAAUUUCGCCAGUAUUUUACGGACGAGAGCGGAUUAAACAGAAAAAAUAUUCAAGAUAACAGAGUGCACUGUUGCCUAUACUUCAUACCACCGUAUGGCCACGGCCUCCGGCAAAUCGACCUCGAGGUAUUAAGGCGCUUACAUCGGAAAGUGAAUGUAGUUCCCGUAAUAGCAAAAGCGGACACUUUAACCACUCACGAAGUGAAAAAGCUGAAGGAGCGCAUUUUGGCGGACAUCGAGGAACACGAGAUUCAGAUAUACCAAUUCCCGGAUUGCGACAGCGACGAGGAUGAGGAAUUUAAGCAACAGGAUAAGGAAUUGAAGGCGUGUAUACCGUUCGCGGUUGUCGGGAGUUCGACGGUGCUGGAAGUUGCUGGAAGGAAAGUUCGCGGCCGGCAAUAUCCAUGGGGCGUAGUGGAAGUUGAGAACCCGAAGCACAGUGAUUUCGUCAAACUAAGGACGAUGUUAAUAUCGACGCAUAUGCAAGAUCUAAAGGACGUCACGCAGGACGUUCACUACGAGAAUUUUCGGGCCCAAUGUAUUUCUCAAAUUUCACAACAAGCGAUCCGGGAACGGAGGUAUUUACGCAUUAAAUUGAAACGGGAUUCUGGACCGCACUUUGAGAACAGUAUUUCCGACACAGACAGGUUGCUUUUGCAGAAGGACGAAGAGAUACGAAGGAUGCAGGAUAUCCUAGCACAAAUGCAAGAGAAACUCAAAGCAACCGGUCAGGUCGGCAGUGGUGUCGGAUUGAGAGGCCGAGUUGGUAGCCUUGGUAACGAUUUGGACUCUGCGGACGUGGAGAAGAAACGGAACAGUAUUAUAGACGUUUGAAGUAGAUUAUCCUCGGGGUACAUUCAGGACACAGGGUUUACCCGAGAGGUCUGUACAUAUUUCAUUUAAUUUGCAACUAGUUUCUUGAUUACAUUACGUAUACGAUACAUAGAAUUCACGAAAACUUUCUUCCCCAAGUUUUUACUUUAUAUUUCUCGAAUUUUCUAGUCUUAAACCAUUAGUUUCAAUUAUGUCAGUAAAAACUUACAACGAAAACUGAAAUUAUAUUUAUUUGUCCUCUUUUUUUCUAAUACAAAGUAGCGUCAUUUAUAUAUUUAAAAUAUUUAUAUUAAAUUUUUAUUUAUUACGAUGAACUUUCUCUCUUAUAUCCUUGGUCACACAUUUUAUCUUGCGUUCGGGAGGAAACGCAAGCUAAAGCUGCCAAAGAUUGACACACAAACGCUUACUCGCCAAACAUUCACUCGACUCGAGUUUGUACAGAUCUGUCGUUUACACUCUGCAUUACUCCAGUGAUACGCAAAAUCGUAUUUUGUACCGAGCGUAUAUAGAUUAUUUAUACAAAAGAUAGACACGUAUAACCGUAUCGAAAAUUAUCAAAGGAUAUGUGAGGAGAAUAUAUGUAUUUGUUUAGACCGAGUGCUGCUCAAGGGACUAUGGCAGGUUGUUUCUUUUGAAGUGAUAACGUAUCAAGCACGAUCAUAACAACGCAUAAUAGGAUAUCGAAAAUCUGUUUUUCUUUAGCUGCGCUAGAUUAUACACAUUUUGUAUUUAAAAUGAGAUAAGUGAAUGAGUAUGAAAUGAAAUGUAUUUAAUGAGAAAAGGAGAAAAAAAUUGUACGGGAUAUAUAAAUAUCAUAAGUACAUGAAGUGCAAGUACAAGAACAGAUUUUAAAACUGGUUAAUUGGUUGAUUGAUUGAUUGAUUGAGCGUGUAAAGCACUAAAAUCGGUGGUGUCUAUUUUUAGACGUUUAGUAUGCUAGUGUGCAGAUUAAUGGUACCGAAUGUAUACCAGUGAACUGUGAGAAGUAAUUAACGUUCUGAAUACGCACAAUAGUCUCCAUGAUUACGUAAAGUUAAUAUGAGAAGUAUUAAUGAUCAAAUUAUAAAAAAUAUGCGUUUACACGUCUAUUAAUUUAUUUAAUUUUUGGUUUGUUUUAUUUUGUCGUUCUGGACAUUAUUGUUGAGAGAUAAAGUUUGUAGAUGUUUUAUAAUAAUAAACGUGACGUAAAAUACGGUAAA